Molecule: messenger RNA, 1578 nt
Organism: Candoia aspera
Lineage: Eukaryota; Metazoa; Chordata; Lepidosauria; Squamata; Candoiidae
Product: transmembrane protein 270-like
Exons: 3
Coding region: 935-1543 (202 amino acids)
Source: RefSeq, a predicted model, not a curated record
GACCAGGGUCUUGCUUUGCCGAGGCCCAGAGAGCCUUAUCUGGGAAGAUAACCUGCACCUAAGCUGGGCCAGGCUUGGUUAGUACCUAGAGGAGAGGCUACUAAGAAAUCUCUUAGCUGUAGUGCUUAAGAUGUUGGAGUAGGCCAGUGGUUCUCAACCUUGGCAACUUUAAGAUGUGUGGACUUCAACUCCUGUGGCUGGCUGGGGGAUUCUGGGAGUUGGUCCACACGUCUUAAAGUUGCCAAGGUUGAGAACCACUGGAGGAGGACUAGGGAGACCCACUUGACAUCCACCCUCAGCUAUGGAAACUGAUCUUGUGACUCUGAGCUGGUUACCCUUGAACUCCAACCUAUCUCACCCAGUUGUUGUGGAAGUAAAAUGAAGGGAAAAUCCCACAGAAGCUGCCUUGAACUGCUAUAGAUAAGGCAGGAUAUAAGUACAGGAUGCUUAAAAAAACUCAUUUGCCACGUUCCAAAUUACAGAGAUUAAUUUAUUCUGUUCAGAUUAACAUUUUUGAUGGCUUAAUAAUUUUCAUUAGCACAGAUCAGCUAUCUCUCUACAGAUUAUUAACCUUCGGUUGGUUUAGGAAUGGAGAGGGGCUGGAUGUCCUAAAGACACAUUUUUGGUCCAUUACGCUGUGGGAAAGGGCUAGGAAGUCACUCUACGCAGUUCUGGGGCUUAUAUUAAGAAUAUAGGAAUACUCUGCCAACUCAGUCCGUCCAACUAUUAAAGCGACUCUGCGCUCCAGCCUUGGUUUAGGUAUUACGGUGGGAAAGCCAAGAAUUCCUCAAACCCCUUCCUUUAAAACCUCCCCCGGCACUACUAGCCCCAAGCCAAGCCGGCGCCGCCGAGGACAGCAGCUGGAAUCCCUGGACUGCAGGGUCUCUGGAGAGUGCCGUGUGUUGCACCAUCUCUUGCCAAGCAGCGCUUCCUCAUGGAGCCCAAGACACGUCCUUCUAGCAGAUUUCCUGAGCCGGGAUCCUCGCUCCCAACAACUAUGGGGAAAAGCCUACAGGGAGCAGUUCAAGGGGGGCUGAGAACCCUGUACCUGCACCUUCUCUCGCUGCGGGAGGGGAUUCUGAGUUGGUAUUUCUGUCUGAAGCAGAUUCAGUGGGAUCUCCUGUGCUGGAUCCAGGCCUCCAUGGAGCUGACCAUAGACUUCUUCUUCUGCUGGGCGCAAAAUGCCCUCCUAGCUUCCAUGAUGCUCCUGCUGGUGGCAUGGCAAGUUCACAAUGGAGCCAAGGAGUAUGGCUGGAGAUCAUUCCUACGAAGGCUGGUCCCAGAAGAGCAGCUUACCCAGAGGAUCUCACUACUGAAAAGCUGCUACUGGAAUCUGGAGAACCUCCUGAUUCAGGUAGCCUGGACCUUGGUUUGUUGCUUCAUUUGGGUUGUGUCCUGCAUUGUUCAGACCCUGGAAGCCAGCUACAAGCAAGCUGCCCAGAUGGCCAGAGACCAGACUGAAGAAGACAAAAAGGAAACAGCAGGGGGACUGCUGAUGACCCCUCACUCAGCUCUUCUCCCAAGGCAGGAAUUGCUGAUCUAGCUGGCAUUCACUAAACAUUGCUGGAGGAUAUCUUA